Rubroshorea leprosula is the source of this 1024-nucleotide messenger RNA. The record is from the annotation of a GenBank genome assembly. Lineage: Eukaryota; Viridiplantae; Streptophyta; Magnoliopsida; Malvales; Dipterocarpaceae.
CUGAAACAUUUCUCUAUUUUUUUUAAUGAAUAUUAUUUUAAAAUUACCCAACAGAUGGCCGAACCAAGCUCAAAUUGCAAGGAGGGUAGUUACUUUCCGUCUUCGGUCACUGUUUUCAGACUUUGUGGCUCCGACGAGGGGUAGGAGGAGGUUAACGACCUUAAUUGCGGCGGAAUGAGGACGGUGGUGACUAUCUUCAUAAACCCGUGAAUAGUACAGCUUUAUUUUCUUCUGGAAGAUGCAUCCUCCUUUGACACUACACAGGCACCCAAUGUGUGCUGAGGUUAGCAGUUGUUUGGAGUCUUUCGACACAAUCUUGCGCAGAGGUCAUUUAAGGAACAUAUCGUUGUGAAAGUUGUAAUCUUUAUUGGUUCAUCAUCUAGUUGCAAAUAAAAGUUGAAAGUCUUUAUAUAUUUUUCCAAAUAAGAUUUGACAAGCAAUAUUGUUGGAUUGAUAUGACAAGAUGUUACUUUUCCUGCAUCCAGUGAAAUUUUAAAGUACUGUUUGUCAAGCCGACAUUAAAUACAUGGAAAUCAUUGUUAAUCAUGUGAUUUUGAUGUUAAACUUUUGCUGUUAAAAGAAUUCUAGUUGCUAAUUCAAAUGCCGAAUCUUUGUUGCUGAUUGUUGUGGAGUUCUGGAAGUGUCAUUAGAUCAUCUUUGUUGCUGACAUAUCAUGCAUGCACAUAUAAAAAUAUUAGUAGAGUACAAAAUUAGACUAACAUGAACCUUUUAGAUGGAGUUGUCGGCUGAAAGAUUUGGAAAAUGAACUGGAGAAGAUCCAAGAAGGUAUAUAUUAAUUGUUAGAAGAGAAUAACAAACAAACCAAAGGUAAUAAGAGGUUAUGAUAAUGAAGGAACUAAAGAUAUGAAGGUAGAUAAAUUACUUUUCUUGCUGACUGAAAAAUUUACCACCAGGGAUAGAUGAUGGAACGUCUCUUAGCCCGCCAUUAAUAUAACGUGAGUGCAUAUCAGAGUUACAGAGAUCUGUGCUGUGUGCAAGCUCUAUAUAAAAAAUUAGAGCAGAU